AUGGAAACACGAGCACCACCACCACCUCUCCUUCCACCGCCCACACACCAGCCAAUCCACGUCGAAUACCACAUCCCAAUCACUCCGAAAACUGUCUUGGAGAAACUCUACACGUAUGCAGCUGGGACUGUGCUCGAAUUCCCGGAAACCAGCGCCACUGGGGCGAUAGGACAUCUCUUUCCGAUCGCGGCCUACAAACCGACUCGCAACGUCGCCUACUCACUCGGCGAACCUAAGGGAGCUGGCAACAAAAUCCCAACGAAACUCUCAUUCAAGACUUGUCAAGGUAUCAAGGCCUGUCCUUACGCCGAUGAGGCAGCUCUCCGCGUAGCGCAUACUACUGCUUCCCGGGAAGAAAUUGCGAGGCGUCUGCAGCUAGAACGGCAACAACGAGAUAGCGCCGCCUCAACACGAGGUGCUCUCUUACAAAAGACACGGGCAUACUUUACUGCGCUCAAACGCCAAGGCUGCGGAGCGCCACUCCAAGAAACAACACUGUUUGAUGUUGCCGAACACCAGCAAGAAGAGCGUCGAGCGGCUCAAGAACAACAACUACAUCGAGGUCGUCUUACUUCUCCAACUUGCGAUGGACGGCUGUUGUUCCGUCGCGACUCGAACAACCGUGCAUUCAUCAUGUGUGAGCAUCGCCAUCGGAAUGGAAACCGAGAUCAUCUCAUCGAUUACACUGCGGGAGGCGGUUUGUAUGAUACCAGUUACCUUGAGGCGUUGUUUGCAAAUGACCUCGAAGCUUGCGCAGAGUUUGAGGACGACGAGUAUGUCUUAGCCAACACUGGCCCCUCGAGUACAUGCACAACUGUCGCCAAUUUCUCGACGAUGAAGAUUGAGUGUUUGAAUGAGCACCGGCAUGCAGAUGGGCAGCUUGGUGUCACUUUCCUCCGGCAGGUGGAUUGUGCAUGCAAGUUUCUCCUUUACGAACCAUGCCCGGAAUUUAUCGAUGAAUGUCCAUGGGCCUUGCUUGUCUGUCAUGGAGCUCAUCGACAUACAAUUCCUCUCGUUACCAAGACACCACCGCAUAUCCGGGAGAUGAUCUUUUCAUUGCUCAGAAGGCUAGACAACGACAUCGCCGACUUGACUCCUCGCCGCUUCCUCCGUCACCCUGCGACCACCAAUUUUCUGCGGGAGAUCUUUCCGCAUGAUGAUGCGCCAUCCCUCCUUGAUCUUCAUCCAUCGCUCGGUAACCGCGACCAUGUUAGCGCAUAUAUCUCCCAAGUGCAACGGGAAAUGUUUCCAUCUGGAACUGGGUGGGCAGGGCUCGUCCAUCUCAAGGAGCAACAAGACGAAUUUGAUUUGUCUCAAGAGGCAUAUAUCCGAUAUGUCGAGGAGCUUCCAGAGAGUAGAGCAUCCACUUUCCGCAUUGCUAUUUGCAUGGCGCCUGAGAGCAGCCGCCUUCUGCUCAAUGCCAAAUUCAUUCAAAGCGACAUUAGCUUCCGCCGUAUUGCUGGCUUCAAAGAGUUUGAGCUGGGUGGUCUUGAUGCCGAUUCCCGAACAAGUGUUGUUUACUGUCGAAUCUAUGUCAAUCGCCAAACAGCUGCCGCCCACCAUAUGAUCUUCCAGAAGAUACAUGAUAUUGUUCGCCUCGACACCGGCGAAGACCUGCGUUGGUGA
Molecule: messenger RNA, 1626 nt
Organism: Mycena indigotica
Lineage: Eukaryota; Fungi; Basidiomycota; Agaricomycetes; Agaricales; Mycenaceae
Exons: 8
Coding region: 1-1626 (541 amino acids)
Source: RefSeq, a predicted model, not a curated record